AUACGUCAUACAAGUAAUUAAUUAAUUAAUUUGGACAUUUACUUCCAUCCAACACCAACAGGCCUCAUGAGUCAUGACAAGCUUUGGUUCAUGGUUCAUGGUUCAUGGUUGAACCCGUGGUAGCUUGAUCUGAUCACACCCCAUAUUGGGGUGUUUUCUUAUUAUCAGUCACAUUUAAUAUACUGUAGCCCAUAUUGGGCAGCUAACAAUAUCACGAAUAUCAGGCAUUUAAUUUCGCACAUAAAUAAACUAAAAAGUCAUCCCCACCUAGGCACCUACCUCUACUGCUAUAUCCAAGAAUAGAAUACUCGUAGUCCGUCCAUGUACUUAAUAAUGAUAAUAAGUUGUUGAAACUUGUAAAGUGUAUAAUCAGCCAUUCACCGUUAAGCAGUGGUCAAUUUAUCAACUAUUCACGUGGCUACCUCUUCUUCAACACCUGCUAUUCUCUCUCUCUUUCUCUCUAUUUCAUCUCAGAAAUUUUAGAAACAGAUUAUAAUGGAGAUUUUGAUUCAGAGAAACCAACUGAUUUCCGCUGGGUUGAGUGUUGAAGAAGCUGACAUCUUUUAUAAGACCCUUCAACACAUAAUUUCCAGUGUUGCUGCUGCUGAUGUCAGCCGUGCUCCGGCUGAGGUGUGGCGUGAAGUGGUCUCCAGAAAGCUGCUUAAACCCCAACACCCUCACGCUCUUCAUCUCUUGCUCUUCAACACGCUCUACUCUCAUUGGGACUCUUCUGUCCUCGGUCCUCCUCUUUACUGGUUCCCUUCCCCAUAUGAAUCUUGCUAUACAAAUUUGGGUCGUUUGAUGGAGGUCCAUGGUCCUAGGCUUUUGGGGAAGUCAUACCAGGAUCCUGUUACUAGUUUUUCCACCUUUCAAAAGUUCACUGUUGACAAUCCUGAGAUUUAUUGGUCCUUGGUUCUUAAGGAACUUUCAAUUUGGUUUCGUCAACCACCAAGGCGUAUCCUUGAUGAUACAGACAAGUCGAAACCCGGUGGAACGUGGUUUCCCGGUGCUGUUCUUAAUAUAGCCGAGUGUUGUUUGUUACCUAUAAGUCAUCCUAGGAAAAUGGAUAGCAGUGUGGCUAUUGUAUGGAGAGCUGAAGGAGCUGAUCAUUUGCCUGUUCAGCAAUUGACUUUGAAACAACUAAGAGAACAAGUAAUGUUGGUUGCUAAUGCUUUGGAUGCUACUUUUGCUAAGGGUGAUGUCAUUGCAGUUGAUAUGCAAAUGACUCCAGAUGCAGUGAUCAUAUAUCUGGCAAUAAUUCUAUCAGGUCGUAUUGUUGUAACAAUUGCUGAUAGUUUUGCUGCUAAGGAAAUCGCUACUCGUUUGCGUAUUUCCAAAGCUAAUGGUAUCUUUACUCAGGAUUACAUCUUAAGAGGAGGUCGAAGAUUUCCUUUAUAUAGCCGAGUUUUGGAAGCUUCUCCAUACAUUGCUAUUGUGGUCCCAGCUGUGGAGGAAUCUGUAGAUUUGUCAUUAAGGAAACAGGACAUAUUAUGGAAAGAUUUUCUAGCACGAGGGGGCCAGAUCACAAGACCUCAUGAAUACUCCCCAGUGUACCAACCAGUGGAUUCUAUAACCCACAUACUCUUCUCAUCUGGGACUACUGGGGAUCCAAAGGCAGUACCUUGGACUCAGCUAUCUCCAAUCCGAGCUGCUGCUGAUUCAUGGGCACACUCGGAUGUUCAAGUUGGAGAUGUCAUGUGUUGGCCAACAAAUUUAGGAUGGGUGGUGGGACCUAUAUUGCUCUAUGGAUGCUUUUUGAGCGGCGCAACUCUUGCUCUGUAUCAUGGAUCACCUCUUGGGCGGGGUUUUGGAAAAUUUGUUCAGGAUGCUAGGGUUACUUUAUUGGGAACUGUGCCAAGUCUUGUGAAGACUUGGAGAAAUACACAUUGUAUGGAUGGCCUAGAUUGGACAAGAGUUAGGGCAUUUGCUUCCUCUGGAGAAGCCUCCAAUGUAGAUGAUGACCUUUGGCUUUCAUCAAGGGCUUAUUAUAAACCGGUCAUUGAAUGUUGCGGAGGCACAGAGCUAGCAGGAAGUUAUGUUCAAGGCAGUCUGCUGCAACCGCAAGCCUUUGGGACAUUCAGUACUCCAACAAUGUCAACAGGAUUUGUGAUCCUUGAUGAUUGUGGCAAUCCUUAUCCAGAUGAUCAAUCAUGUGAAGGUGAAGUGGCUUUAUUUCCUUUGCUUCCAGGAGCAACAGACAGAUUAUUGAAUGCUGAUCAUGAUGAGGUGUAUUUCAAGGGAAUGCCUCUAUACAAAGGAAUGCGCCUCAGGAGACAUGGAGAUAUUGUUAAGAGAAGUGUUGGAGGGUACUUUGUUGUACAGGGCAGGGCUGAUGAUACCAUGAAUCUUGGAGGUAUCAAGACAAGUUCUGUUGAAAUUGAGAGGGCAUGCAACCAGGCUGAUGACAGGGUGCUGGAGACUGCAGCAGUUAGCGUUGCUCCACCACAAGGUGGUCCUGAAUUGCUGGUUGUAUGUGUGGUUCUAAAGGACGGAAUCAAUGCUGAUCCAGUAAAGCUAAGGAUACAGUUCUCAAAAGCCAUUCAGCGUAGCCUUAAUCCUCUUUUUAAGGUGAGCUUGGUGAAAAUUCUUCCGGAAUUUCCACGAACUGUCACAAACAAAUUACUGAGGCGAGUUUUGAGAGAACAGGUGAGGCAAGAUUUAUCAGUAAGAAGCCGGAUUUGAAGCAAUGAGCUGUGCUUGCUUGGCAUUUCAGUACAUAUGUCCCUCCACCAUGAUGGCAUAAAAUCUAGAGAAGUGUUGAAUCGGAAAAUGUAUACUGGUAUAGGAAAUCAGUGUUUGAUUAAGUAGUUCAGCAAUGCAACAUGUUAUUGCUCUUUACUGCAACAAAUAAUAAUGUCAUAUAUGUUCAUUUAAAAUCGUGCAAUUGUUGAAUAAAAGAAAGCUGGCUUA
Chenopodium quinoa (quinoa) is the source of this 2910-nucleotide messenger RNA. Its product is annotated as probable acyl-activating enzyme 18, peroxisomal. The transcript is spliced from 14 exons. Lineage: Eukaryota; Viridiplantae; Streptophyta; Magnoliopsida; Caryophyllales; Amaranthaceae. The record is from RefSeq and is a predicted model, not a curated record. Bases 496 to 2682 code for a protein of 728 amino acids.